AUGAAAGACGAUGCAACGUCAUCAAAACAAUCACGUCGAAAAGAACCACCAUUUUUGGUUUAUCUUCGGUUUCGUCCAUUUCUUAUUGAUGAAACAGCCAAAGGUGAAAAUCAACGUACUGUUGAAAUAUUAAAUGAAAAACGUGUUGGUAUUAAAAUUUAUCCAACAAUUGCUAGACAAAUACGAUCCGUACAAUCGUCUUACAAUGAAUACGAGGUUACACGUGUUUUUAAUGAAAACUGUACACAACAAGAGUUUUAUACAUCCACAUUUGAAAUACCGACAAAUAAAGUUUUUGAAGGUUCAAAUUGGUUAUUAUUUACAAUGGGUUUAUCGAAUAGUGGUAAAACUCAUACAAUGUUUGGUACAGACGAUCAACCAGGUAUUAUUCCUCAAUGUUUCUCACAAAUAUUUCGCUAUAUUGGUUCAAAUAUUGACAAUAAUGUCGUAUAUAAACCGGCGGGGUUUGAAACAUAUGUCAUGUGUAAAGAAACGGUCUUAGAUCAAGAAAUAACAUCAAGAAAUUAUAUAUUUGAACAAGAUCGAACAGAUGUGUUACCAAAAAUUGUUCAAAAACAAAGUUUAGAUGACAUAUCACUGCAAGACGAAUAUUAUUCGGUGUGGAUAUCGUUUUUUGAAUUGUAUAAUGAGCAUAUCUAUGACUUAUUAGUCCGACCGAAUGAAAUCAAAUCACGCAAACCGUUACGUUUAUUACAAAGUGAUACAACUACAGCAAUUCGUAAUCUCAUUCAGGUGCCCCUGUUCGAUUUAGAAGAAGCAAAAGAUGUUGUCAAAUUUGGUUUUAUUAAUCGUUCAACGUCGAAAACAGUUUUUAAUGAAGCCUCAUCGCGUAGCCACGCAAUAUUGUGUAUAACACUAAUAACAACAGAUGAAUUUAGUGAACAACCAACAAUGAGUCAUUUGUACAUAUGUGAUUUGGCUGGCAAUGAACCGUCAACCCAACAUAUUGGUAAACAAAUGAAUGAAACAUGUAACAUUAACACGUCAUUGAUGACAUUGAAAGAUUGUAUUCGUGUGCUGAAUGAAAAUCAAAAAGCAAAAAAACAAUUUAUUGUACCGUUUCGUAACAGUGUGUUAACAACUAUUUUUCGCCCAUUUUUUUGUGGUGUUGGUCAUAUCUCAAUCGUUGUUAAUGUUAAUCCAUGUGCAAGUUUUACGUCGCAAACCAAUGAUCUUUUAAAGUUUGCUUCAUUAGCACAAAAGACCACAAUUGUACAAUGUGAACCAGUCAUUGCCAAAGUGGCUUUAGCGCCAUUGUCCUCUUCGUUCACAGCAUUUAAACAUACCAGAUUGAAAAAUCUCAAACGUUUAACAAAUAGCAAAGUAAUUCCAAUACGUCGUAAUAAAGCGGUUGCAAAUGAUAAAGAAGAGGAAUCAAUGAGUGAACAAAAUGAUAAAAAUUCAAUUUUUUAUUGGCGUAAAGCGACCGAUACUGCAUUAAAAUUACUUCAAAAACAAGCAACAUGGCGUCGAUCAUUUAUGAUUGAAAGACAUGAAGAACGUGUUAAACUCAUUGGUGGUUUAAUGUAUCAACAUGGUAUAAUCAAAAAGCUGGAUGAAGAUGUUUCAUCGCUGAAUGAGCAACUUGUUUUUGCACAAGCAACUGAAGUUGCCCCACGUUCAGCCAAAAGUAUUCGCUUGUUAAUUGAGAAAAAUGAUGAAUAUUCAAAAAAACUCACUCAGCUUCAAUAUUCAUAUAAUGAAGUAUCAAUACAAAAAGAUGAAAUAAAGGCAAAUUAUAAGUCAUUGAAAGAUCAAUAUGUGACGACGGGAAAUAGAUAUAAAAAUGAAAUUGUUCAACAUCUAUCAAACGAAUCAAAACUGACUAAACAAAUAGAUCAGUUGAACAUCGAACAUGAAAGAGAAAUGGCACGUAUGAAACGUGAAUUAAAUUUAGAAGUUUACCGUAAGCAAGAUUUUGAAAAACGACUUCGUGUUACAACCGAAAAGUUAGAAAGUCAAGUGUCUGAAUUUGCUAAACAAAUGAAGUUUACAGAACAAAUACGUCAAGAGCAUCAACAAACACUUGUCAAAUGUGAUAACUUACAAAUAGAACUUUGUCGAGUAAGAAAUGAAAAUAAUGAAGAAAUAAAAGAAUUAACGGAUAAAUACGAAGAACAAAAGAAAUUAUAUUUAAAAAUGUCAAUUGACAAAGAAAUGUGGAAACAGAAAUAUGAAAUAAUGGUAGCAAAAGUAGCUCAAAUGGAAGCUGCAGCAACUGUACAUUUGCCACUCGAAGAUAAUACAAUAAGCAUUCGUAGUCAAUUAAAACGUCAAACAAAUGAAAUUGAUUAUGACGAAAUUGAUGUUAAAAGACCAAAACGAUUAACACGUUCGAAUUCAAGAAAUAAUUUAACAAGUGUUGGUGAUGAAAGCGAUAGUACCACGCAUUUAGAAACAACAACAUCGAGGAAGAAAAUAUCAAAACGUUUGAAAAAGAAUUUUCAAACAAAUGAGACAAUAAAUAGUCAGGUUCAUGAAAUUGAUCGAUUUUCAAAAUUAGUAAAACAAAUUCAAACCCAGAUUGAACCAAGAACAAAUAAGAAGACGAUGAUUGUUGUAGGUGGACGACAAAAUAAACAGCAACAAAAUGUAUUGAACAUUGAUCACCAACAUCAUCCUCAAACUUCAAGUGCUAUGAAUUUUGAAUCAUCGUCAACAGAACAUUUAACAGACGAAGUUGUACCAGUUGUGGUAUAUCAUACUCCUAAUAAUUCUCCAAUAUUGACUAAUCGUCAAUGUACUCCCUCACUUGCAAGUAAUUUAUAUGGUCAUCCAUAUUCUGAACAGUCUCCUGCAACACCAAAACCAUCAUCAACAUUUAAAGGACGAUUAAAAUCAUUGUUUCACCAUACACCAUCAUCUGUCGGUUCAAUACGUACCAAUCGUAUUCAGUCAAAAACCGUAGUGGCCUUUGGUUCUUCCGCAUCAUCUUCUAAGAUAUUACAACCCCUACGUAAUACUCAAGCAACAGCACUACCGUCUCCACCGAAAGUUCAAACACCAAAAAAUAAAUAUAAUUUACGAAAUCGAUUUUUUUCACAUCCAAAUUAUAAUGAUGAUAGUGCUGGAAUUACACUAUUAAUUGCUGUGACUAAGUCAGAUAAUAAAACAGAUGUUAUUGCUCCGGUUAGUUAUGGCGUAUUGCCAUAA
Messenger RNA from Didymodactylos carnosus, 3174 nucleotides. The record is from the annotation of a GenBank genome assembly. NCBI's taxonomy places the organism in Eukaryota, Metazoa, Rotifera, Eurotatoria, Philodinida, Philodinidae.